GAGGGGAUCGGAUUGAAAACAGAUCAGCCUGAAGAUCUCACCACCGCAUGUCUAGAACAACUGUCGAUUAAAAUCGAGUCUUUCAGCGAAAACACGCAAUGCGCUUUCAUAUGAAAAAACGCAAAAGGGAGUGAGAAAUUUACUGCUUGAAGAUGAUGGAUUGUAAAAGUUAGAUGCGAGUAUAAAUGCGCCCCUCCGAAUUAAAUUAGUUAUCUGAGGAAUGCAGUGCCCGUAAUUUCGAGUAGGAUUUCAAACUUUUCUUGAAGUGCACCUCAAUGGACUUUUUUCAAAGGGACAUAUCCUGUCCAAGCGGUUUUGAUUGAAAAAGUAGAGUUUCAGUACUAUAGUUCCCGGAUUCUUUGCGGAGAAUCAUCGGACAAAGUGAACAAGAGUACGGGGUCUAAAUAAAUCAUUCAAGGUUGACUCUGACUCCCUGCUGUCCACCAUGGAGACCUCUGCUCCGACAGCCACUGAGAAAAAGGAGCAUAAGGGAUCGGGUCUAGAUGGAAGCAGCUUCUCAGACCUGCCAAAGAAACCAUCUCCCACUACUGUGACCAGAGGUCCUCACCAUCUCUUCCCCACGUUUCACACACCGAUCCCAAUCGAUAUGCGUCACCACGAGGGGAGGUACCAUUACGAGCCACAUCCCCUCCACACCAUGCAUGGACAUCAUGGCCUAGCAGGCAGCCCGGUCAUCUCAGACGGCAUCUCUCUGAUCCGUCUGUCCCCCCACGCAGCAGGGACGGGGGAUUCCCCCUUCAGCCCCCCUCACUCCUACGUCCACCCCCAGAUGGAGCACUACCUCCGCUCCAUGCACAGCAGCCCCACCCUCUCCAUGAUCUCUGCUGCCCGCGGACUCAGCCCUGCAGAAGUGACCCAUGAGCACCUGAAGGAGCAUGGUCUGUUCAGCCUGCCCCCUCCACCUCCAGGUGCCAACCCUACAGAUUACUACCACCUCAUGGCCAGUGGCAGGAGCACUUACGGAGACCUCAUCAUGCAGACCGGGGCGGCCGCAGCAGCAGCAGCAGCCGCAGCAGCACACCUGCCCGACUACAUCAGCCCUGUGGAUGUGUCCCGGUUCUCCAGCCCCAGACUGACCCCCAGGCUGAACAGAAAGCGAGCCCUGUCCAUCUCCCCUCUCUCAGACGCCAGCAUCGACCUGCAGACCAUGAUCCGUACCUCGCCCAACUCCCUCGUGGCCUACAUUAACAACUCACGCUCCAGCUCUGCAGCCAGCAGCUCCUACGGACACCUGUCCGUCAGCGGCAUCAGUCCGUCAUUCACCUUCCCCCACCCCAUCAACCCCAUGGCCUACCAGCAGCUGCUCAACCAGCAGAGAGGCCUGAGUGCGUUCGGCCAUACUCCUCCCCUUAUCCAGCCCUCGCCCUCCUUCGCUGCCCGCCAGCAUGCCCACGCCCUGGCAGCCUCCACCCUCAACACCACCCACAACACCUCCAGCUCUGAGUCCAACCAGAAUGCUGGUGGUGACCCGGCGGUGAGCAGCACAGUCAACCCCAUGAUCACCAAGAGGCACAAGGUCAAGACAGAAGCAGAAGGACCCCGGCCCAUAUCACCAUGCUUUCAGGAGCAUGUCCUGGACCUGAGUGAGGAGCUGGACAAAGAUGAGUGUAAGCAGGAGCCAGAGGCUGUCUACGAGACCAACUGUCACUGGGUCGGCUGCAGCAAGGAGUACGACACCCAGGACCAGCUCGUUCAUCAUAUCAACAAUGACCACAUCCAUGGGGAGAAGAAGGAAUUUGUGUGUCGCUGGGAUGAGUGCUCGCGGGAACAGAAGCCCUUCAAGGCUCAGUACAUGCUGGUGGUCCAUAUGAGGAGACACACUGGAGAGAAGCCACACAAAUGCACAUUUGAAGGAUGCUGUAAGGCCUACUCUCGCCUGGAGAACCUGAAGACCCAUCUGAGGUCUCACACAGGGGAGAAGCCUUACGUCUGUGAACACGAGGGCUGCAACAAAGCCUUCUCCAACGCCUCAGACAGAGCCAAGCACCAGAACAGAACUCACUCCAAUGAGAAACCCUACAUCUGUAAGAUCCCUGGGUGCACUAAGCGCUACACAGACCCCAGCUCUCUCAGGAAGCAUGUGAAGACGGUCCACGGACCUGAGGCCCACGUCACGAAGAAACAACGUGGCGAUGUGCCCCCCAGGGGUCCUCCUAAGGGGAAUGGAGAGAACGAGGCAAACGCCAAACAAAGUCGUAGAGGGAUGGAUGGAAAAAUGGAGGCCAACAGCACCAUUAGAGGAGCAGAGGACUGCCUGCAGGUCAAGUCAAUCAAGACUGAGAACUCAAUAACGUAUCAAUCCAGCCCGGGCGGUCACUCGUCAUGUAGCAGUGAGCUGUCGCCACUUGGCAGUGCCCACAACAAUGACAGUGGAGUAGAGAUGGCCCUGCACAGUGGGGGCAGCUUUGGGGACCUGAGUGCACUGGAUGACCCUCCCAUGGUGGACUCCUCCACCCUCUCCCCCCGCAACUCGGUGGGGGUGGGUCUUGGGCUUCAUAAAGGGGGAGGAGUCACCAUCAAGCUGGAGAACAUCAAGAAGGAGAGGCUCAAGAAUGUGAGGGACUCUUGUCCCUGGGCCAACUCUGGUCCUCAGGCACCUCAGGUCCGAAACACCAAGCUGCCUCCCAUUCCUGCUGUUGGUUCCCUUCUGGAAAACUCUAAUAUGAUCGCUCCACCCGGGCCCUACCCUGGUCAGCGUCUUGGUGACCUGUCAUCAUGCGAGGUGACCAUGCUGAACCAGCUAAACGAACAGGGCCGCCGGGACAGCAACACCAGCACUGCCAGCUCAGCCUACAUCAGCCGGCGCUCCUCUGGCAUCUCCCCCUGCUACUCCAGCCGCCGCUCCUCCGAAGCCUCGCAGUUCAGCAACCGCCACAACAACAUCAGCUCAGCCGACUCCUACGACCCCAUCUCCACAGACCUGUCCCGUAGAUCCAGCGAGGCCAGCCAGUGUGGAGGUGGAGGUGGAAACCUCUCUAGUUUGCUCAGCCUCACCCCUGCCCAGCACUACCAUCUCAAGGCCAAGUACGCUGCUGCAAUCGGGGGAGCUCCACCUACACCUCUGCCCAACAUGGAGCGUAUGAGCCUCAGGACCAGGAUGGCCCUGUACGGGGACCACUCCCAGGAAAGAGAGAGCUUAUCCCACUCUCAACUGUUCCACCCACCUACCGCAGCAGUUCCCAGACGCUGCAGCGACAUUGGCUAUGGUAGCCAUAGCAUGAUGCCCCACGAGGUCCCUGGGAACCUUCCCCGGCGAGCCAGUGACCCCGUCCGCAGACCUACCCUAGACCCACUAUCCCUUCCACGAGUCCAACGCUACAACAGCAUGAACAGUAUGAACCCCAACAGUAUGAUGCCUCCUCCCUCUGCCGACCGCCGGGGCCUGGCCAUGCAGAGCUACACGCGAUCCGACGGAAGCCUGCACCACCACCCCUUCGCCCCACGGCCCCCCAGCAUCUCAGAGAACGUGGUGAUGGAGACCAUGGCUGUGGACGGGCUGGAUCAUGCAGGAGAUGAGGACAUGGUGCUGCCUGAUGAUGUCGUACAGUACCUCAGGUCUCAGAACACUGGCCCCGGCCAAUCAGCAGGCCCCGCCAACUACACCAACAGCCAAUCACAAGGCGGCUUCCAGGUCCAGGGGAAUAUGACCUCCUCCCAACAGCAGUUCUAUGGGCAGAGGAGGAUGGCCAUGGUGGAUGCCAACAUGCCCCUGUCUGGGUCAAGCCAGGUUCCCCUACCCCCCUACCAGAUGAGCCCUGGGUCUGGCCCCCAGCAGCAGCAGUAUCCAGCCUCUCACAGUAUGAACAACAAGAACAACAUGCCAGUCCAGUGGAACGAGGUCAGCUCAGGGACUGUGGAUGCUACAGCCACCUCCAGACUCACCAAGCAGAACCUCCUCAGAAACAACAACCUGGCCAUGGUCCAGCAGAGACAGAACUUUGGGCAUUUCCAGGGUAGAAUGGGUAGUAACAGUAACCAGCAGGUGAUGCCCUUGAACCAGAAUAUGGCGCUACAAGGCUACACCCAGAGAAGCAACUCCCAGUGGAUCAACUCUGUCCAACAGCAACAAAGGCAGCCAUGCAGCAUGAACUAUCCUGAGCAGAUGAGUCCCCAGCAGGGAUAUGGCCAAGAGAUCAUCCCUGUCCCUAACUCUGGAUCUGGGAAUGGCAGCUUUCGACCCAACUUUAAUGGCAUGGCACUGCCCAACGGCAGGGUGAUGGCUACACAUAACAAUCCUGAUACGCAGAUCUACAGGUCAAGGACUCCGGUUGAAAGCUAUGUCCCCCACAUGAUUCAGGUUGACCAGCAGAACUACAGUAUUUCUUCUCAGCAGCAAGACGUCAAUACUGGGAACAGAGCUGGGAUGCAGCCCAGGCCUCCCAUGGAGCCCAAGUCUAUGAGCAGUAGACAACACUCAGGGUCCAGAGGUAUGAUGCAGCAGAACCGUUUCCCUCAGUCUGACUUACAUCACAACACCUCUGAGGCCAGUCCAAAGAGACCGGGCAGCACAGCAGCACAUACUGGCGGACAUAACAGAGACUCAAACUCCAAUGCUUCAAUGUUUUAUGCUGGCCAGAUCCAGAUGUUUGAACCCAAUAACAACCACAAUGUGAGCUUCAACUCCCCCAUGUCCCCCGUCAUGGGCCAGACUCCGGGAGGCACCACUGUUACCAUGGCAUCUCCAGGGGUCAACCAGGUCACCAGCACCGUUGACUCAUCCGGCUCCUCUGGAUCGAUCUCUGGCGUGGAGCAUGCCCAGAUCGACUUUGACGCCAUGUUGGAUGAUGGAGACCACUCCAGCCUGAUGUCAGGGACCCUCAGCCCCGGACUCCUCACCAGCCUGUCCCAGAAUUCCUCGAGGCUUACCACCCCCCGUAACUCUGUGACCCUGGCCUCUGUGCCAGCAGGGAUUGGUAAUAUGGCCAUCGGAGACAUGAGCUCCAUGUUGACCACCCUGGCUGAGGAGAGCAAGUUCCUCAACAUGAUGAGCUAAGGCCUUGGCUGUGUCACAAUAAUCUCUCCUUUCUCCCGAACUGUGCACUUGUUCACUUCCCUUCUUGUAUUUGAAAGAAAAUAUAUUGGAUCUCCCUCUAGCCUAGCCCAUGACCCACUAAUCCAAUGCUUUAAUUUUGUGGGGAGGAGGGAAAGAGUGCACACUUCGGAAGGAAAGAAAGAUUAUUGGGAUGCCCCGUUGUGUAUUCAGACCAUUUCAAGGAAAAUGUACUACAAAAGCACUGAUUAUAUGUAACAAUACCCUAUGGAAAUAGUUACUCUUCAGAAGCAUGUCAAUCUCCGCUGGCCUGUAUAGAGACUUUGCUUAUCCAGUAAUAUGUCAUAUUUGCUCAAGUACAUUUUAAGUAGUGUUUGUGUUGAGAAAGUAAGUAUAGUAAAGACAUAAGGAACAUUUUAAAGACAUAAGGAGCAUUAUCACUGUUUUGAAAAGCCAUACUUUGUAUCUACGAAUAAGAAUAGACAAGGGUAUAAAACUACAUCAGCAAAUAUAUGUCCAUUGCUCCGUAUUUGUUGAUGUUUGUUACUCUUUAAAAAGCAGUGCACUGAUAGCAGUUCACGAAGUGCCUUGCUAAAUAGAUCAUGUUUGAAUAAUAUGUGAAUUCAUGAAACAUACAUGUAACGAUGUUGCCAGGUAAAAAGGCAUAAGGAAAUAUUAGAAUAAUUUUCUUAUUACGACCUUUGAUCAUGUUUAUAGAUAUACUGUAUGGUACGUGCUUUAAAUUAUGUUAAAGAGACUUGAUUAUUGCAAGCUAAGUACAAUAUGAUGCAACUAUAGAACAUUGUGAUGCUACAAUGUUAACAUCGAUCCAUGUAUAGAGGAGCUUGCAGUGGAACAGGAUCCCAUGCAAAGCUAUAUAGCCUGGUUCCUCUCUAGGUUUCUUCCUAGGUAUUGGCCUUUCUAGGGAGUUUUUCCUAGCCACUGUGCUUCUCCACCUGCAUUGCUUGCUGUUUGGGGUUUUAGGCUGGGUUUCUGUACAGCACUUUGAGAUAUCAGCUGAUGUACGAAGGGCUAUAUAAAUAAAUUUGAUUUGAUUUGAAAGCUAGAAACGGUUUUUGUGGACCCAGAUUUAGCCUAAUGAAGGACUAAAAACCAUGCUGAGUGGAGAUUCUCAUUUGAAAGUGAUUUUUAGUCCAGGACUAUGCUUAAUCUGUGUAUAUGAAACCAGCCCUUAGUGUGGAGGAGAUGGCCACUUGUCAUACUGUAUAAAAUAUCUUCCAAGUUCCCUCCAGAAGCUGUACAGUAACCCUCUAAGGACUCUCCUCUUUGUGAGACUGCCUAAGUGUAAAUCGGUCUGUGGAGAUGCACGCUAAUCUGGACUCAGGGGUAGACGUAGCAUAGUAAAUCUAAAUACGGGACACUCCUAUUAGUAUGAUAUGUUAUGUAUUAAUUUGUGGAUGCCCAUCAUCCAUUUCGGAUGGUAUGUUAUGAAUUACAAUCCGUAUGAUAUGUUACGAAAUGCAUUUCUUACAAUAUUUAACAAAAAGCAAUUUGUUCAAUAUGUUACAAAUUUGCAAAACGUAUGAUAUGUUACGAAUUCCAAUUUGUUGUGCUUAGCUAGGUGGUAAGGUGGCUAAUGCUAAUGUUAGCUGGGUGGCCAAUGUUUGCUAGACUAGGUGUUAAGGUUAGCAGUUGGAUUAAAGGAUUAGGAUUAGGUGAAGGGUUAGCUAACAUGCUAAGUAGCUAAAAGUAGUAGAUAGUUGCAAAGUUGCCAAAAUGCUAAAGUUGUGAGAUUCGAACACUCAACCUUUGGGUUUCUAAGCGUUUGUGUUAUACGCCUACCCAUCCACCCUGACCAACCGCCCUACUUUAAUUUUUGCCUUAAGUAACUGUCUCUCUUAUGUAACCAAUCCAAACUUAACAUAUCCUAAUUUGAGUAUUCCUGAUUUACGUUUACAAUGUUACAUCUAGUCUAUUAGACCAGGCUGUGCACACAGACUCUGUGCCUGUCUAGGAUGUAUCAGAUCUCUGAAGGAAUAUGCUAGUACUCCAUGUGUACUCGGUGGACAUGAUUACACACUAAUUUGUGGAUUCAUUACCCCUCCCUACUCCCUGGGCUAGACAUGGACUGUAUGGAGAAUCAAAUAAGGGAUGAAUUACUUUGAUUACAAAUCAUAUCAAGAACAAUGAUACACCGCAACCUCCUCAGUUUUUAUUUUAGUUUGCUUGCUGGAAUUAAAGUAGCCUUACCGUAUGUACAGGUAUGCUGCCCAUCCAUUUUACUGUGUGUGUGUGUGUGUGUGUGUGUGUGUGUGUGUGUGUGUGUGUGUGUGUGUGUGUGUGUGUGUGUGUGUGUGUGUGUGUGUGUGUGUGUGUGUGUGUGUGUGUGUGUGUGUGUGUGUUGUAUAUAGCUUUUGUACAUUUCAAAUACAGUAUCUCAGUUUUUUCUGUUUUAACCAAAGUGCUGUGUUGUGUCUCCUUUGAAAUCACAUGGUCUCGUCCCUCUGGGACACAUGAAAGCAGAGAAUCGUUAUUCAAACUCUUCAGCACACACCCUAAUGAAUUGUAGACACCAUGAAAACCAUCCUCAUGUCAAAGAAUUCAUCUUGAUCAAAAAUACCCAUAGAAUACCCAUAGAAUUGCAUAGGAUCUUUAUGAUUCUACCCCCUUAACACUGCCCAUACGUUUCAUAUCAUACAUCAUUUUCUCCAGGUCAUUUAUACACGCA
Messenger RNA from Oncorhynchus kisutch (coho salmon), 7700 nucleotides. It is a transcript of the gene gli2a, whose product is annotated as GLI family zinc finger 2a. The transcript has 14 exons. Gene Ontology annotation, biological process: smoothened signaling pathway; regulation of transcription by RNA polymerase II. The record is from RefSeq and is a predicted model, not a curated record. NCBI's taxonomy places the organism in Eukaryota, Metazoa, Chordata, Actinopteri, Salmoniformes, Salmonidae. Bases 446 to 5014 code for a protein of 1522 amino acids. Gene Ontology annotation, cellular component: nucleus. Gene Ontology annotation, molecular function: DNA-binding transcription factor activity, RNA polymerase II-specific; RNA polymerase II cis-regulatory region sequence-specific DNA binding.